This is a messenger RNA of Brassica rapa (field mustard), 1269 nucleotides long. Its product is annotated as putative F-box/LRR-repeat/kelch-repeat protein At1g11620. The record is from RefSeq and is a predicted model, not a curated record. NCBI's taxonomy places the organism in Eukaryota, Viridiplantae, Streptophyta, Magnoliopsida, Brassicales, Brassicaceae.
UUUCCGUCCUUCCUGCGUUUCCGUUGAUCCUUUUGAGACUCCCCUGUUACUCCGACGAACCCACGAACCCCUUUCCACUUCAACUUCCUGGAUUCUUGCUGGGCUGGAGUGGGCCAAGACAGAAUUGGGCUUUUCUCUCUACAGUCGAAGAUAAUACCCUUACAAAAGUCCGACCAUGCGAGGCAAUUAAGUUGUACAGGGCUGUUCAUUGCGAUGGUCUGUUGUUGUAUGUCAUGGAAAACCAGCUUUUGGUUAGGAACCCCUUACUGAAGGAAACGACUUGGAUCAAAUGCGGUAGUGACUUUCACCAACGUGAUGAUGCCUACAGCCUUGGAUACCUCAGCCAUUGUGAUUUCAGGAUCUUAAGGUUUCGGUGUGCUAGUAAUUCGAGAAAUAGACCUUCAAGAGUCGAGGUCUGUGAAGUUGCAUCCAAGACAUGGAAGGUUAUAGAUAACAUCAGUUUUGAUUGGUUCCUUAGUGUGCCAUUGUCGAUCCUAUCUUUGAGAGGAACUCCUUAUUGUAUAGGCCUUCGAGAAGAUCAUACAGCCUUUGUACAAAGCUAUGAUUUUUCCGGUGAAAGGUUUCAGCCCAUAGAUGACCUGCCAUUCAGCUAUGAUGAGAUGAAUCCUAUUGCACUAGAGAUUUAUAAAGGAGAUAGGCUUUCGGUGUUGGAGCAAUGUCACAAAACAAGGAAGAUAUGCAUAUGGGUGAAGCAUUGGCUUAUGCUUACUUCUUGGACCAAAUUGGUGGUCGUGGACAUACCAGAAUUUCCGCUUUUAUAUCCACGUCCCAGCCUCAUUAAUUUCUACGAAUUAUUAUUUCGACAAAAACGAUAGACUCGUCAUAACUUGUAAUGACACUGGCAUGAAGGGACUAUCUAUUAUCAGAGUCAUCAACGAGAGGGAGUUCCUAGUAACUAAAGCUAAUGCAACGGAAACUCGUUUUGCGUUUUUAUGCAGCUACGUUCCUAGCUUUGUUAGGCUUUCAGGGUUUUCGAAGCAAGACACAGGUCGGAUUCGCUGGAGAAAACGUAGAUUCAACUAGAUUUAUUGUCUAUAAAUAUAUGUGAAUAAGACAUAGAUUUAUAGAUUUUGAUGUGUGAAGUUGAUUAUGGUUACCCACAAUAUCUAUUGUCUAUAAAUAUAUGUGAAUAAGAAGUGUACGUCUAUUAAUACAACUAAGAAAAGGUUUAGCAUAAAUGUUUCUGAGUUUUUUUCAUAAGAAAAACAGAUACUAAGGAAUAUAAAAUCUGAAAUCCCAAACACUGAG